AUGAGUACGCUGGCUGAAUGGCCAAGGCCGGAUUGUAAGUUGGGCGGGCUUUGCUCGCUCCAACUAUGGGCCCCAUAUUGUUCCAUGGGCGUUGCUAUAAAAGGGCCUCAGUUAAGGUUUCGAAAACCCUUAAAGAGUGCGGUUCAGUCUCCUUCUCCCCUAUCGUCUUUUCCGACGGCGGUGGCGUUUGCUACCGGCUACCAACUCCUUCUGACCGGCGCGACGUCGGAAGGCCACUGCGAUAUAGCCAUUAUCGCCCACAACCGAGUGCCGUAUCACCGCCACCAUCCGGCCACCCUCGCGACCGCCUCACUGCCACCAUCCGGGCUGACCUGCCACUGCCAUCGACCUACUUUAGAAUGGUGUGGUGUAGUAGCUGUUGUGCCAAAAAUUGUGAGAGGCCCACAUUCUGUGAAGGUUUCUUAUAUUGUCCUCUAUGUGGAAGAGUUAUUGAUCAGGACAAUUUUUCAAAUGAACCAACAUUUGUUAAAAAUGCUGCUGGACAGGAAUCCAUCAAAGGAAAUGAAUUUGAAGAUUUGGACAAACACAAAAGGGAAAAAAAAGAUAUUAUAAAGUUAAUUUCAAAAUUAACUUUAUAAUAUCUUAAAUAAUUAAUAUUUUAAAUAAUUAUAUAUUAAAUUAUAAUAUAUAUAUAUAUUAAAUAUAUAAAGGACAGUGAGGGAAUUGAGGCUGGGCAGCGCAAAGCGAUUGAGGAAGAAAAGCGGUGCACGAGAUUGAAGAAGGCAGCGGCAUUGGGUUCUGGAAGAAAAGGAGCCGCAGAGCAAAUCUGUUUCGGAUCGGUUCCAGAUCCGUUGCAACCCAGAUCUAUUUUAGAUCUGGACAGGGACCUUCCUUUAUUCUUCUGUUGAGCUUCUGUUUUUUGUUUUUUUUAAUUGUUUAGAGUUUUAAUUAUGUAACAAGUCUUGGUUGAUCUUGAGAAUAUUUUAUUUAUUAUGAGUGACUAAAUAAUUGUCUAAGGUUUUUAAAAGAUCCUAUCCAUUGAAAUU
Molecule: messenger RNA, 1007 nt
Organism: Diospyros lotus (date-plum)
Lineage: Eukaryota; Viridiplantae; Streptophyta; Magnoliopsida; Ericales; Ebenaceae
Exons: 4
Coding region: 1-573 (190 amino acids)
Source: RefSeq, a predicted model, not a curated record